AUGGGUGUUGAUAAGAUAGUUCCCAUUGACAAACUGGUGAAGGGUCGUUUUCAAGACAACUUUGAGUUCUUGCAAUGGUUCAAGAAAUUUUUCGAUGCUAACUAUGGAGGCACGGAAUAUGACGCUGUAGCGCAACGCGAAGGCCUGCCUAUGGGGCACGGAGGCUCAGCGGCGCCUCGGGCCGCGGCCGUUAAGAAACCAGCGGCACCGGUCGCCAAAGUCGCCGCUAGACCCCAAACCAUUGGCAAAACUAACAGCACAGUGCGGUCUCCCCCGGUGAACUUGGCUAGAUUAAAUCAAAGUCCUAAGGGAGAUUCAAAAGCUGUUGAUGAAUUAAAUCACCAGUUAAAUGAAUUAAAAGCAACAGUUGAUGGCCUAGAGAAGGAAAGAGAUUUCUACUUUGGGAAGCUUCGGGAUAUAGAGGUUAUCUGUCAAGAGAUGGAAGAACAACAAAAUGCUCCUAUUAUACAGAAAAUUUUGGACAUCUUAUAUGCAACUGAGGACGGAUUCGCGCCUCCUGAAGAAAUAGAUGGUGACAACCCUCAUCCACCUGAAGAGGAUGAAUAU
This is a messenger RNA of Iphiclides podalirius (scarce swallowtail), 567 nucleotides long. The record is from the annotation of a GenBank genome assembly. Lineage: Eukaryota; Metazoa; Arthropoda; Insecta; Lepidoptera; Papilionidae.